Messenger RNA from Thermothielavioides terrestris NRRL 8126, 1533 nucleotides. RefSeq lists its product as uncharacterized. Lineage: Eukaryota; Fungi; Ascomycota; Sordariomycetes; Sordariales; Chaetomiaceae. The transcript has 4 exons. The record is from RefSeq and is a predicted model, not a curated record. The annotation marks the transcript as partial.
AUCGGCCUGUGUCUCGCCGUCGGCAGCCCGGCGCUCAUCACGUACUCGCUGGCACUGACGCUCUUCAACCGCAGCUGGGCCGUCAAGCAGGUCCAGCGCCUGCUGGAUCGGUCUGUCCGCCGGCGCCAGCAUCUGCCCGCCGCCCUGGCGCACACGGCCGCCGAGUUCGAGCAGUUUGAGGUGCGCUUGCAGUCGUUUCUCUCCCUCGCCGUCGAGGGGCAGCAGGUGCCGCUCCGGGCCUCGGUCGUCCGCCACUGGCUCAGCAGCCUCAUCGUCUCGCCCGCGAAUACGGCCUGGUGGGCGACCGUCCGGGAGCGCGUCAGACUCAGCCGCCGGAGACCGACCCUGUCGCUGCACGCGCAGAUCAGCUUGGCAGGCAUUGUGUGGGUGUUCACCAUCUUCACCGGCGUGUCGGCCGCAGUCGGCGCCAUCAACACGGCAAUCGAAAUCGCAACAUCCACAUUGUGGGUGUGGCUGGUAAGCGAUGCAUUCCUGGGGUUGGACGUCCCGCACCGGUGUUUCUCUGCUGACUCCGUUACGGAAACGGGGCCCCAAGAGGCAAUCUUUGUCGAGUCAGGCCUGACGCGAGAGCCCGCGGCAGCAGUGACGCAGCACGGCCAACUGCAUCCGGCAAGCAACCACCUACUCGAGCCCCCAAAGACCCUGGGCAUGGACACCCGCGGCGACGAGGCCAAGGAAGGGCCGGUCUACACAUACGCCCGCGUCUUCACCUGGUGGGCCUUCACUCGAAGAAUCCUUGACGCCUUCGAGACCACUCUCGACAAGAUGGUAGAGAACAGGCAAUGCCGCGAGAUGCCGAACCCUGUGGCCAUAGAACAACAACAACCACCACCAGCGAACCCACCCCAGCCGAAUAACAACAACAACAACAACAAACCCCCGCCAACGCCACCGCGAAUGCUCGGUUUCCCACAGGCGGGCGACCCGGCGCCGGUGCGCGCAUACAGCCGCCUGCGCGACGUAGAGACGGCCGUCUGGGCGCGCAUGCGCGACGCGCUGGCCGUCGCGCUGUUCGCACAGUGGGGCACGACCGGCGCGGCCGUCGUCAUCGCCUACAACACGCCCAUGGUCGGCUGGGGCUGCCGCUCGGGGUCCUACCUGCUGUACGGCCUGCUCGGCACCGCCGCGCUCGCCUGCCUGCUGCGCUCCGCCCUGCUGUCCCACCUCGCCAUGCGCAUGUACCAGCAGGCCUAUGUGGCCGGCUGGAUGCACUGGGGGCUGUGCGCGCUGGCUAACUUGACUAGGUUGGUCGGCAAGUUCAUUGCUGUUGCCAACGCGGUAAUCUUGGUGCUUAUUGGCGUGUUUGAGUUUGUGGGGUUGUUCGAUAACUGCUGGUGCAAGGCCUGUUAUCUGCAAUACGGUGACUCCGGGUACGCCGUGCUGUUUCGGUCCGAUGCCGACUACAGGAAGCUGGCGCAGGGCGCGUGGGUGGGCGGCAUCAUCAUGGCCACGGUGGUGUCGAUUAUGCUGUGCUGCUUGUUCUACUUCCCUUCGAGGAGCAAGCUGAGGUAA